GAGUAAACGAUCCGCGAGUCGAUUUUGGAACGGCCGGGAUAAUCACCUGGCUACUACGCGGAUUGGCUUCGUCUUGUGCUACGGCAAAACGAAAGCAUAGCAGGCUCGAUUCUGGAAAUAGCAGACGAUCUGUUUUGAUCAUGGAGGAAGCAUUCGAAGAGACGAUGAUAUUAACCGCUGCGAAGUUUUUCUUUGAUAGUGACGACGCGGCGGAGGAGUGGGAAAUCCUAGAGAGUUUUACAACGAAGAAGAGGCGCAAAGUGGCCAAGAUUUUAGGGUAUGCGGAAACUGUUGUCCCCCGCCAGUCUCCCGAGGACUUCAAAAGUCAUUUUCGGCUCCGAAGGACUUCUGUUGAGCGCCUAGUGACGUUGCUCGCCCCUCAGCUGCAAGUUCCUCGCGGACGGCCGGCCAUAGACGUUACCAAGCAGACUCUGAUAUUCGUGUGGAGUCUUGCCAACCUGGAGUGCUUCAGGUCUGUUGGAGACCGCUUUGGACUCUCCAAGUCUACGGUGUGCAGGGUAGUGCACCGAGUUGGUCUAGCUGUUUUGACCCAGAGCCCAAACUUCGUGUCGUGGCCGUCGGAGAAAAAGGCACUGCAUAUUAUAUCCGGCUUCGAGGCGAAAGCUGGCUUCCCUGGAGUCCUAGGAGCAAUCGACGGAAGUCAUAUCGUUUGCAAGGGGCUUCAGGGCAAGGAUGCCCAGUCGUACAUCAACCGACAUGGAUUGCCAUCGGUGCUCCUUCAAGCUAUCUGCGACCACGAGGCCAAGUUCCUUCACUGCAGCGCAGGAGAUCCCGGGUCCGUGCACGACGCACGCAUGUACAGGCGGUCCGAGCUACCGACGAUCUUGACUGCGGACAAGUUCCCCUUCGACAGCCACCUGCUCGGAGAUGGCGCGUACCCGCUGCGACAAAGCCUCCUUGUCCCCUACAGGAACAACGGCCGGCUAACUGAGCAGCACAGAAACUACAACACAAAACACGCAACAACGCGAGUGGCUAUAGAGCGGGCCUUUGGGAUUCUCAAGGGGCGGUUCCGACGUCUCAAGUACAUUGAAGCCCGCCGCCCAGAACGCAUCGUCACGACGAUUGUGGCAGCCUGCGUCAUGCACAACGCGUGCAUGGAGUGGCGCGACAUCUACGACGGUCCCCUACACACCGAGGACGAUGGACUUGCAGGUGACGGUACGGACAGCGACUCCAGCGAGUCCGGUGGGUCCUCCUCGGACGAAGACGACGCACCCACGGCGAGUCGCGACAAGGCCAGGGGCAAGGCAAAGCGAGAUUUUAUCAUGCACAGCCUGUGAAGCCCCGAUAUAUAUGUACAUAGUUCAUGUUUAUUAACAAGAAUAGAAGACCAACCUAUUUUUUUUAUUCUUUAUGUAUUCA
Ixodes scapularis (black-legged tick) is the source of this 1386-nucleotide messenger RNA. RefSeq names its product putative nuclease HARBI1. The transcript is spliced from 3 exons. The record is from RefSeq and is a predicted model, not a curated record. NCBI's taxonomy places the organism in Eukaryota, Metazoa, Arthropoda, Arachnida, Ixodida, Ixodidae. Bases 141 to 1304 code for a protein of 387 amino acids.